Hemicordylus capensis (graceful crag lizard) is the source of this 3603-nucleotide messenger RNA. RefSeq names its product cortactin (gene CTTN). Gene Ontology annotation, biological process: regulation of actin filament polymerization. The transcript has 17 exons. NCBI's taxonomy places the organism in Eukaryota, Metazoa, Chordata, Lepidosauria, Squamata, Cordylidae. Bases 121 to 1776 code for a protein of 551 amino acids. The record is from RefSeq and is a predicted model, not a curated record. Gene Ontology annotation, molecular function: actin filament binding. Gene Ontology annotation, cellular component: site of polarized growth; actin filament; cortical actin cytoskeleton.
AACAGGAAACGGGAUCUUGGGAGAGGCGGAAAUUGCAGCAGCAGCGCCAGAGCUGGAGCCAGAGAGCUGCGGACGCUGCAAAAGGGAAGCGCCGGAGACGCCCGGGCCGCCAGGGACAAAAUGUGGAAAGCAACAGCAGGCCACGCGAUCACUCUCAGCCAGGAAGAUGGAGGUGCAGACGACUGGGAAACAGACCCCGACUUUGUGAAUGACGUCAGUGAAAAGGAACAGCGUUGGGGCGCGAAAACGGUGCAAGGCUCUGGUCAUCAAGAACACAUCAACAUCCAUCAGCUGAGAGAGAAUGUUUCCCAGGAGCACAAGUCCCUCAAGGAGAAAGAGCUUCAAACGGGGCCAAAGGCUUCCCAUGGGUAUGGUGGCAGGUUCGGUGUGGAACAAGACCGGAUGGACAAAUCAGCUGUUGGUCAUGAAUAUCAGUCGAAGCUUUCUAAGCACUGCUCCCAAGUGGACUCGGUGAAAGGUUUUGGCGGGAAGUUUGGUGUACAAGUCGAUCGGGUUGAUCAGUCUGCUGUAGGAUUUGAAUACCAGGGGAAAACAGAGAAACAUGCUUCUCAGAAAGACUACUCAAGUGGGUUUGGUGGAAAAUACGGCGUGCAGGCUGACCGGGUAGACAAGAGCGCGGUGGGAUUUGAUUAUGAAGGGAAAACGGAGAAGCAUGACUCGCAGAAAGAUUAUUCCAAAGGUUUUGGUGGUAAAUAUGGUGUCGACAAGGACAAAGUGGACAGAAGCGCUGUUGGGUUUGAAUACCAGGGCAAAACCGAAAAACAUGAAUCUCAGAAAGACUAUACAAAAGGUUUUGGUGGGAAGUUUGGUGUACAGACCGACCGACAAGACAAGUGUGCCCUCGGCUGGGACCACCAGGAGAAAGUGCAGCUGCAUGAAUCUCAGAAAGACUAUAAGAGUGGUUUCGGAGGGAAAUUCGGUAUUCAGACAGAGAGGCAGGACCUGUCCGCUGUGGGGUUUGACUACAAGGAGAAGCUAGCCAAGCACGAGUCGCAACAAGACUACUCGAAAGGAUUUGGUGGAAAGUAUGGUGUGCAAAAAGAUCGGAUGGAUAAGAAUGCAUCCACUUUUGAAGAUAUUGAGAAACUGUCGUCAACGUACCAGAAGACCAAGCCAGUGGAAGCUGCAAAUGCCAAAACAAGCAACAUCAGAGCAAACUUUGAAAAUCUAGCCAAGGAAAAGGAGCAGGAGGAUAGAAGGAAAGCAGACGUUGAACGGGCUCAAAGAAUGGCCCGGGAGAAACAAGAACAAGAGGAAGCCAGGAGGAAACUAGAAGAACAAGCCAAAGCCAAGAAAGAAACUCCUCCCCCAUCUCCCGCUCCACAGCCAGUGGAAGAAAAGCUGCCUUCAAGUCCCGUUUAUGAGGAUGCGGUUUCCUUGGAGUCGGACUACAAGAGUUCGAACGACUACUCAGCUGUCCAGGAGCCCGAAGCCAACAGCAAAGCUGAAGAAUCGGACUACCAGGAAGCAAUCAGCCAGCGGGAACCCGAGUAUGCCUCCGAGGCGGUGUAUGAAGUGGCUGGAGCAGGAAACCAGUAUCAAGCAGCAGAUGAAACUACUUACGAAUAUGAAAAUGAUCUUGGAAUUACAGCAAUAGCCCUCUAUGAUUACCAGGCUGCUGGGGAUGAUGAGAUUUCCUUUGAUCCGGACGACAUCAUCACAAACAUUGAAAUGAUUGACGACGGUUGGUGGAGGGGUGUGUGCAAAGGCAGAUACGGGCUGUUUCCAGCCAAUUACGUUGAGCUGAGGCAAUAGAGAACCACACCAACCAUUAAUGCCUUAAUACCGUGAUCAUUCAUCUGAUUAAUUACACCACAGAUCCUCUUCCUCUUUGGGGGGUGGGGGGGAAGGAUGGAGGGGUCUAUACAUAUUCCUUUUUAUAUUUAAAAUCCUUUGCUGAUGCUUUUACAAAUGUCUAUGGCUCAGAAGUCACUAAUAUAUUGUAACUCUUCUGUUUUCCCACCACAGCCUGGUCUCAUCGGUUUUUAAUGAGUUUCAAAAUGGGGCUUUUCCAUAUUCUUUGCCAAACCGGUGACGGUCAUACAAAUGGUCCAGGAGCUUUUGGGCUCCUGCCGACAGUAAUGCAUGUUUCACCCGUAUCUGUACGUGUAUCGAAUUACCAAGUAAUCCUGUCCGGCUACCCUUGUGCUGAACAUUGUCCAUUUCCCAGCUCUCAGCCGUGCAAGUUAAAUCAUGUUUCCAUAACAGGAACCACCACCAGUGUGGGGAAGAUGGAACCUAAGAGUUGAAGCCGGCCGCUGUUACUCCAGGAAAAGCUUUGUGCAUGGGUAAUAGCAAGGAUCCAUUGCCGGCAUCUUUUCAUUUUUCUGAGAACAAAGUGCGUGAUUUGGUGGGAAGCUCUCUUGCACAAAACCCCCUGGUUUCAGAGGGGCUUGCACAGGAGAACUUCCUCCUAGGGCUUCGCCAUAAGAGUUGACUGCCCCUGUGUUCCUGUGAAGGCCUGGGGUGGAGUAGGGAGAUGGGGGGGGGGGAAACCCCUUUUCCCUGGGGGAAAAGGGUUGGUUUUCCCCCCCAGGGUGGGAGGGGGUAAACACGCUUUCCCCCCCGGGGGAAACACAGUUUUUCCCACUGCAGGUCUUCACGUUAGUUCCUCUACAGAAGGCCUCCAGUAUUUUAACACAGGUUUGGCUGGUGUUGCUUUUCUCACCUCUACCCAGAACAGCAUUGUAAGAUAUGGGUCUCUGAGAUUUGCUUGGAAGUUUCCCUUGUAGCCGUCUGAGUAGACGGCGGUCUUUUCCAAGUACCCUAUGCCAACAUCCAGGCCUUGGGGAUCAUAGUACUCUUGCCUGUAAGAUUAAGGAUAGGUAAUCCAGUGGAUUCACACAUCGCUGUGUCGACAGAUACUGGUUUGAAAGAUCCGGGGUGGCCCUCGUGUUAUACAUCUUUUCUACAACCAUCUUUCAAUCAUUGAAUGUUAAUCUAGUAGCUUAAACCCUCGGAGAUAAUCUCUUCUUCUAAACUGUAUGCAGAAAACGACCGUGUUUUGUACGCUCAGCUGAAACUGCCCGUAACACAUCGACUAAACAGUAAAUGUGUGCCUGCCUUCGGCCAAAUGGUUAGCUGGAGUUCUUCCACAGUUUUGACGAAGUAAAUUAAAAGUUUUGGUUAACCAUUACUUUUAUCUACAUAAGCAUCCCUACCAAAGACAACACAUACGUGUGUUCUGUGUAGAUCCUGUCCAUUCCAAUUUGAAAUGAGAAAUUUGGGGAGGGAACUGACCAAGGUCCGCCCCCCCCCAAAAAAGGACUUGCAACAGCUGGGCCCAGUGACAUAUGAACAAGAUUCGCAUAAAAUGGUGGCAUACAGUAUAUCUGGGGAGGAGGGGUAAUCGAGAGCAGGGAUGGAAUUGGGUGGUUGGGACAAUCUUUAAGACGAAUGUCAUUUUUUUUUAACCUUACGUAAUCUCUCCCACGGGGUCCCUUUCUGUUAAUAGUAUCGCAUUGGGUUGGGCUGGAUUUUAUAUGCAGUUGAUCUGAUUCAGUUUUGCAUAGGACACCUCAUAGGAUACAUGAUUCCUCUUUUUUGUAAAUUAAAAUAUUCCAAUAAACUUUUGGAACCAUU